CAUUAUCUUUGUUCUAUAGAAAAAAUUACCGAAUCAUCAAACAGCUUAGACAUCAGUCCGGUUGGUGAGGCUCAUCCUGGCAGCCUUGGAGCCCCUCCGGCUGCAUUGGCUGCAGCCGCCAUGGUGAGAGCAGUAGCAGGUGAGACAGUAACCCAGCCCUUCUCACUUAAUGAACGCUAUUCCUGUACUACUGCCAUUCCCGAAGACCAAAUGGAUGUGCAUCAGCAGCGACAGCAGCGACAGCCUCAUCCUCAUUUAGCCGAAUCAGCAUUUGCGUUGCCCAACGUCUACUCAUCUUCAGGCCUUAUUGGCACAUAUUAUGAUGGCCAUGUAAGAAUUUCGAACUUGGCCAGUGGCGAGCGCCAAAAACACGGCGAACAUGGGCUUGGUGGUAAGAAGCUGCAUUAA
Messenger RNA from Protopolystoma xenopodis, 408 nucleotides. The record is from the annotation of a GenBank genome assembly. Lineage: Eukaryota; Metazoa; Platyhelminthes; Monogenea; Polystomatidea; Polystomatidae.